This is a messenger RNA of Suillus paluster, 1355 nucleotides long. Its product is annotated as glycoside hydrolase superfamily. The transcript has 11 exons. Gene Ontology annotation, cellular component: extracellular region. Gene Ontology annotation, biological process: carbohydrate metabolic process. The record is from RefSeq and is a predicted model, not a curated record. NCBI's taxonomy places the organism in Eukaryota, Fungi, Basidiomycota, Agaricomycetes, Boletales, Suillaceae. Bases 1 to 891 code for a protein of 296 amino acids. Gene Ontology annotation, molecular function: chitinase activity.
AUGUAUGGCAACCUAGUAGCUGAAUCCGACUCAAAUCCAGUUAUCGCGCUGCCGGCUGGCACCCCGAAUGAUGCGAAGCUCAGCCGCCGCCUGACCUCGAGUUUCUCAGGACAAUCCUUCCUUUUUGAUGCUCAUGCGCAAGGCAAUCUCCCGUCAAUCGACUUAGCGAAUUCCUGCGACGGCGAUUAUUUCCCAGGGACUCGCUUGCGGGAUUGCUCAUCUCUUGCCUCGGACAUCAAGGCGUGUCAGUUGGCGGGAAAAACAGUCACAAUCUCACUUGGUGGCGAAUCCGGACAUAUCCGCUUUCAGGACGACUCUCAGGCCGCUGCUUAUGCUGAGACAAUAUGGAAUCUCUUUCUGGGUGGAAAGAGCAAGACGCGUCCCUUUGGAUCUGCAAUUCUCGAUGGAAUUGACAUGGACAUCGAGAAUGGGCAAGAAGAGGUGAAGUUUGUUUCUCUUCCGCUGUAUUAUAUCACUGCUGCGCCCCAGUGUCCUUACCCAGACGCUUACAUCGGCAAAACACUCAAUGCAGUGAAAUUUGAUGCAGUAUAUGUCCAGUUCUACAACAAUGAUUGCGGUCUGCAGCAUUACAAGAAUCCAGCCUGGAAUUUUGCCACCUGGGACAACUGGGCAAAAAAGGUCUCACCUAAUCGUGACGUUAAGGUUUAUAUCGGGGCGCCCGCUGCAUCAUACGCGGGAUCUGGCUAUGUCGACUCCAAGACCAUUACUUCAAUAAUCCAGGAGACUCGGUCCAGGUACUCUUCCUUCGGAGGGGUGAUGUUAUGGGAUGUGUCGGCUGCGUACGCAAAUGAUCGCUAUGACAAAGCAGUCAAACAGGCUUUGAAUGGAGAUACACUAGAGGUGGCUAUACAGGCCCAGAAGCCCUUUUGACUCGGGAACGGUCGGAGGUCAGGCAUACUUAACAAACGAAUCCAAGUGUGACAAUCGACACCUAUUGUUACGGUUGCGGACACCGAUACUCUUUUUUCCUUCUCGUUCAUUGACUGAUACUAUGCUCCUUGCUCGGGAAGCGCCGACUGCGUUGACUGCUUCCUUGUGUUCCUUGGGUGAGGCGAUUGGAGAAUGAUCAUUAAACAUCUACGUAGGCGACACUAUGUCGUAGAAACCGGUGUAACGUCUUGUUCCUCGUGGUGCCCGCAUGCGAAAAUGUUACAUUUAGUUUUGUUCAGACUUUCAAUAGCGUUACGUUAACACGGUGAAGAGAUGACGAAGAGUGAGAGCGACCAAAAGGCACAAGAGGGAGAGGGAAGGAAGGAAAACAUGCGACAGGAUGUCGAGGGUUAUAUAUUAUGUAUUGCAAUCGGCAAUGCCGUCAACAUUAAGUCGAACCGAAU